Messenger RNA from Melanotaenia boesemani (Boeseman's rainbowfish), 834 nucleotides. It is a transcript of the gene sf3b6, whose product is annotated as splicing factor 3b, subunit 6. Gene Ontology annotation, molecular function: mRNA binding. The record is from RefSeq and is a predicted model, not a curated record. Bases 100 to 477 code for a protein of 125 amino acids. The transcript has 4 exons. Gene Ontology annotation, cellular component: nucleus; cytoplasm; ribonucleoprotein complex. NCBI's taxonomy places the organism in Eukaryota, Metazoa, Chordata, Actinopteri, Atheriniformes, Melanotaeniidae.
AAGCUGGCGACGGGGUCCAUUUUGAGGGGAAGAGCGAAAACUCGGGAAACUGCGUGUUUGUUUUUUAGUGGCUUUAUUAACACAAAUUAAACUUUCACCAUGGCGAUGCAAGCAGCGAAACGCGCUAAUAUACGAUUACCUCCUGAGGUGAACAGAAUAUUGUACGUGAGGAACCUUCCUUACAAGAUCACAGCAGAGGAGAUGUAUGAUAUCUUUGGAAAAUAUGGACCAAUACGUCAAAUCCGAACAGGUAACACACCUGAAACGAGAGGAACAGCUUACGUUGUAUACGAAGACAUCUUCGACGCCAAGAACGCCUGUGACCACCUGUCAGGCUUCAACGUCUGCAAUCGUUACCUGGUGGUUCUUUACUACAACGCUAACAGAGCUUUCCAGAAAAUGGACACAAAGAAAAAAGAAGAGCAGCUGAAGCUUUUGAAGGAGAAAUAUGGCAUCAACACAGACCCUCCCAAGUAGCUUCCACUUUGAUCUACAUCACCUUUGGUUUUUUCAUUUGUUAAAACUUUUCAUGUUGUUUGAUUUAUGCUUUUCAUAAUUUACCCAUUUGUUUGUUUGUUAAUACUACCCUGAUUUACAGUUUGAGGUCUUUAUAUUUUAGUUUUGUUCUGGUAAGAUGGCAGACAGGACAUGCUGACAGUGGCCGUCUUCACUCUGGCCAAUAUGGUUGUUUUUGUUUUGCAAUUUUUUGUUUUCAUAAACCUAAAUUUAAACUUAACCAUGCUUUACAGUGUUGAGAUGGGAAGCCGAAAUUGAUGUGUGCCCCCCCAUUUAAAGUAUAUAAUUUCUGUAAAAUAAAUGCUUUUUUUUCAUAAA